GAGAAUAUAGAGGCUGCUGCUGUUAACGUCGGAGAGAGAAUCACAUUCACACGGACUGCUAGGCGAGGGAGCCCGAUGAGAUGGAGACCUUCAUCCAUCUUUACCUGAAUAUUGUCGAUCUUGGGAGUCAUGCCAAGAUGUGACCGUCACGCCACGUCAUAGUUUGGAUCUGUCCAGCCUUUACAACAUUUGUUUCUAUAGCAACAGAAAUAUCACAGUAUCCUGAAAAGCCCUGUUCCCACAAUGCAGUCCUCUAGCUGCUCCUCUCAGCCUCCAAAGCCGCGGCGCUUUGACACCAGCAGGCGGACCAAUACCUUAGCUGCACCAAAGUCUCAAGGGCCUGGUUUUCAGAGGGAGGAUAAAAAUAUGAACACGAUCACCACGUCCUCCCCACGCCGAGCUACUAAGGGCCCCACAGCACCCACCAGGACCAAGGUGGGAGUGCAGCCUCGGGCACCAUUAAGCCAGUCGAGGUUUGGCUCACAAAAGCAAGUUUCAAACAUCUCCAAAUCAGCCAAGCCCAAACCCAAGAGUGUUCGUCCCUCAGCUGCAUCCAAAAUUGCAACAGCAGCCGAUCCUCCACCACUUCCCUCUGUUCUUCCUCUUGAUCCGAACUGCAACGAGCCAAGCCUUCCGUGUCUGUGCUGCGAUGGGCGCUCCCCACAGGACAACAACAGUAUGUUCAACCAUAACCACAACAACAACAACUCCAUCUCGCUCAGACAGCAACUGCAGCUACCGCCUCCUCCGGCCCCGUCGCCUCCGAGGCAGGAUGGGAAGGGGCCCAAGGAACAGAAUCAGCCUCCUGUGCAAGCACAAGCUCAGGAGCCCCCUGCCUGCCCUGCUGUAAGUCUGGAAAAUGAAGGCAAGAAUGAAGAUAACAGCACCAAUCUGGAAAACAAGAAAAAUGUCAAAGUAGAGGAAGAAGACGAUGAGGAAGAGAGCAGUGGGGAUAUUGAUAUAGAUGACGAUGAAGAGGAGGCUGACAAUGAUGAUGACGAUGAAGAUGAUGACACCCUGGUACCCUCGUGCUGUGACUGUCCCCCCUCCCUCCUGGAGUUCUCACUCUCCUCCUCUACCUCCUCAUCCUCCACUUCCAUUAGCUCCUGCUCUGAUCUGGAGUCUGACUGUGCAGAUCAAUCUGCCUCCAUCUGCUCUUCCCAAGACCAAGAUAAUCUAUCCGUCGCUCUGUCCUCUAAAGACCACUCUCUGCCGCAAGCCCUUGAAUGCCAGCCUCCUGCGCGUUCACCUCCAUCCCUUCCUCUUAGCCGCAAUCCCUUCUCCCUAACAUCAGUUUCCCCAAUCCCCCCUUGCUCCCCAGAUGAGGGCUACCCCUCUGCUCUGGGCUCUCCCUCUCCAGACUAUUUAGGUGUCAAAGGUGAUUCUGAGGUCACCAAACUAGGUUUACUUGACUUUCUAGAAUCAGUAGGAGAGUUUGGGAAAAUGGAGCGCUUUAGCCAGGUGAUCCAAGUGGCUCGUUGGGAUCUGGAAGGGGAACAACACUGGGAUGUUCUGAGGGAUCGGCUCGAUCACCUGGAUCGCUUGGAGAAAGUGAACAGGGAAGUAAAACUGGCUUAUGUUGCCAGACUCCAUGAGAAGGGAUUUGAUUUUGGAGAUCUGGAAGAGCAGGAUCUCUCAGAUGUCAUGGAUGAAAUGGGCAACAUCGACAUUCCCUGGAAAUUGUAUAAAAGUAGGAAAGAAAUGAUGGGAGACUCUCAGGAGUUUUCAGACGCAGGGGUUGACCUCACUGCUCCAUCAGACUGUGAUGAGCCUCUCGUUCCAGAUUCCCUCACCCCAUCCCCCGUCCAGCCACCACCUAGACCCCCCAAACCUCCAGCACGUCAUGCCAGCGUGAGCUCUGACCUCCACACCUACAUCAAUAUCAGCAGAGAGACCACCUCCAUGGCAGUCUCCACCUCUCCUACAUUGUCUACUUUCUCCCCUAACUCCUCUUCCCCCACAUUCACCACUUUUAGGUGUGAGAAACCCCUUCCUCCAUCUCCACCCUCUGUUCCUCCUCUCCCCACUUCUAAACCAGUCCCUUAUCUAACCCUUUACACCACUACUUCUCCACCCCCAUCUAUCCCAACCCCAACUCCUCCUAUUCCUCCGCCAAGGAGGCGUCACCUUGCCAGGAAGGAGGCACAGCGGCUCGCUGCUCUUCAAGCCGAACAGGAAAAGACCCCCCUUUCCCUUCCUCCUCCUACCACACGUCCCCCUCCUCUACCUCCUCCACCAGUUAUUUCAGUCUCCUCCUCAUCUCCCCCUGCCAUACCACCUCCACCUGCCCUGCCUCCUCCCCCCUCCUUCCACGCUCUGGAUGUAGAGAUUCGGAAACUACUGAUGCUUGCUGGACUGACCCAAGCUGAGCUCCUCAAACUCAGCCCAGAGCUUGGUGUUUGUGUUGGAGGGUUGGAGGAUGAGGGAGAUAAUGUUAUCUUGUCCAGGUCUGUGGAACCACGUGAGUUCAGACUAAAAGAGACGGAGGGGGAGAAGCAAUCUGACACUGAGUUGAUGGCCAAAGAUGGAUGGAGCAAUAGAGGCAAGUUGGAAGGAGAGCAAAGAGUAGUUAUUGCUGAAGAAGGCAAAAAGAAAGAGGAGAGCAAAGACACACAAAGAACCACCUCAUUCACUGAGAUGGCAAGAAGAAGGAAGAGGAACAGUGGUCUGACUUCCGACUCUUACUACAGCACUGGUUUUAGCAAUACACAUGAAACCAAAGCAAAGAACCUGGGCUUUGAGUCUUUCAGGUAUCCUGCUGAGUUACCAGAUUCACCUCCUCCUCCUCCUCCGCCUCGUCCCUUACCGCCAAUACCCCCAUCUUUGCCACCCAUAAAAGUCAGCACUCUCCCUGCCAACUCUGCACAGCCUGAGCGAUUUGAUUGGCUCAUAGCAUUUACACCUGACUGUGAAGCCCCAUCACAGCCGUCACCCGUGGAAACACGAAAACCUCAUAUGGAAACUGAAAAGAAGCUCAGUUCAUCAGGUUCAUCUCCAGGGUCAGCUCCAAAGGUAACAACUUUUAAAGAGCUGCGCUUCCGCAACAAAAGUGUCUCUGCCCCAACAAAAGUGAUCACUGACCCAGAGCCAGACCCCACAGUUAUUACUCCAGAUCCAGAUAUACUGUACAACCUGAGGUGGAGAAGAGAGAAGGCAGGCGGUGAUGGCAACCAAUGGGAGUACACCUCUCAGGCUCAGGCCUUGUUCAUGCAGCCACCACCAGCCCUUACCUCUAUGGCUGCUCUGCAGGAAAUGCUCCGGAGAGCUGACAAGGAGGGUGGGCAACUGGAGCUGUGCCCAUCACAGAAGAUUGGCUGCUCAGUCAGUGACAGCAGCCUUUGGACCAUGGGCAGAGAGUGGGAGUGUGAGGAUGUUAAGAGUGAGGAAAAGGAAGAGAAAGAAGAAAAAGAGGAGGAGGACAAGGAGGAGGAGGUGGAGGUGAGAGGACGAGCUGAUGGAGGAAGGACUUUGGAAUCGAGAACUUCAGUUUCCUCCCCCCCUCUGUCCCUUACCCAGUCCUCCCAGCCAUACUUCCUUCACACUGCCCUCCCUUCCUAUCGUCCAGGCUACUAUAACUCCCAGCCCUUUGCAGAUCCCAGACCCCACAGUCAUGUAGGCAAGGAGUCCACAGAUGAACUCAGCAGCACACAGUGGGCCCAUGCUGCCACCUCAGCUUGUAUCCGUAGAGAUGAGUCCAACACUGAUUUCAGCACAAGGUUUACAUAUGAAUCUGUGGCUGAUUUUGGUGUAGACUCUGCUUGUCAUAAUGGAAACAUCUUGAACACACACAGGGACUUUGCAUCUGAUUCUCUGUGCAAUUUUGACUCUCUAUACUGCAGUGACUCAGAGAAGCAGAGUGAUACACGCACUGAGUCACACUCACCUGGUAAUGGCACCACAGAGGCUCCAGGCUGCACCACCCCAUAUAAGAACAUAGAUGUCAUGAUGACACAUUCAAACAGUAUCAGUGCUUUUGAUUCUCUGUAUUCAGAAAAGCGAGCACGCUCACACACAAACCACAAGGCCAGGACAUAUAAGGAGCUUCCCCCUCUCCCCACAUAUUAUCUGUACCACCCUAAAAACUGUCCUCUGCACCGGGGAGCCCCUCCUCGCCUCUCCCCUAUCGGAGCUCUCUCCCCUCCCCAGCGCUGCGGAGCCCCCCCUCCAGGCACUGCAGGCUCCAGCCUCAGCUCCCCGCUUUUCCCCCGCUCUCACACCUUGCCUGCCCUCGCUGCUCCCCUCUACUAUCCAAACCUGUACCCUCCAAUACCGCCCAGGGUGCCCCCCCUACCCCCAAAACUCUACCAGGUUCCUCUGCAGUCACACGUGGCGACUGUUCGCAGUGUCUCAUUCGCUGGCUCAGUACUGAGGACAGAGACGUCCUGGAUGGGCGAAGAUGUGAAGCAUCCAAUGAGAGGUCUGGGCCUGUCCUCUCUGUACCUUCAGGAAAAAAAAGCUCUGGUCAGUGCGGUCAGUGUCGCAGUGGAAGCCAUCUUGGCCCAGUUCAGUUCUUCUCGGACUGUUGUGCAGAAGUCUCUCUCAGUUAACAAGGCCUUAUCAGGAGACAGCACUAUAAAUCCAUCUCUGGGCCGUCUGGUGCUGCAGUGCCUCUGCCCUGCCCUGCACAGCUUGCUUACUGAUGGCUUGAAACCCCACCAGAGUGACCUGAUUGCAGGCAGGAGGCCAAACUCCGCCUGGAGCCUGGUCCAGGCCUCCACCAAACCAGGUCCAAAAACACAGGUCUUGUUCAACCUUCAAGUUCGAGUCGGAGAGUUGCCACAGCUCAGACAGAGCAAACACAGGUUCAACGCAUUCCUCCUUGGCUUGCUUAAUACCAAGCUCCUUGACUUCUGGCUUUCUCAGCUUCAGUCUAGCAGUGAUGUGCUGGAGACAUAUUACCGUCCCACGUCCUUCAUGUGGCUGUCGCUGACCACCUGCCAGCCUCUGUUCGAGGAGCUGCUCCUCGUGUUGCAGCCUCUCAGCCUGCUGACCUUCAACCUUGACCUGCUCUUCCAGCACCACCAUUUAGAGCCAGACAGUCACAGUCCAGAGAUCCCCAGUCCACCUUGUCAGGAUGUUGGGUUGCAGCUCUCAACAGAGAGCAGGUCCCAAUCCCAAAUUACUGGCUGCAAAUAUGCUGAAAGCCUGUCAGAUGUAGACUUUGGAAGCACAGAACAUCAAGUAGCUAAAGAGAAAUUGUCACCAUUGGCUAAUCCAAAGAAUGGAGCAUCAGGGGAGUCAACACAGAGCGGUGCCUCGCCCAUAAAGGCUUUGGUCACUCUCGGGCAGACAAGCCCUCAGCUGUUGUGGGUACAAGCGAAGGAAAUUGAAGAGUUACCUCCUCCUAAUACUGAGGAGGACAGCCUUGCUCAGCAGGCAGGACAGGUAAUUCAGCAGGGAUGGGGGGCUGUGAUGCGCUGGGGAGGCAGACUGAGCCAGAACCUGGCUGAGCUGAGCCUGAAAAAGGAGGAAAUGAGGAGAGAUCUGCCAGAUCUCCAGGUCCAGACAGGGAGUGAUUUUGCUCCUGUCAGCAGUGGUGCUCAGGUUCCUUGGGGUCUGGGGCGGCUCUUCGGAGCCUCUAAAAGUCCAAACAGCCCGACAGGUCACACACCACCAACCAGGCGUCCCUCUCAGUGGCUGGCUCCCGGUGUCACCGCGCUGACUCGAAUGGUGAGCAGCAGCUCCACUCAGAUAAUAAGGAGGGUCCCAGAGCCACAGGCAGAAAGUGAGCCAGAGUCAGAGAAAGAAGUUGAUGCACUGGAGAUGGACAAACCCAGACCACUCAGGUCAAUACGAACGCUGUGUGACCACACCGGAUCAGGUUCAGAGCUCAGCUUCUGCAAAGGGGAGGAACUCGUCGUCUUAGGAGGAGUCGACCAAGACUGGAUUCGCUGUCGUCGGGGAGACAGAGAGGGGCUGGUACCUAUCGGCUACACGUCCCUCAUCAUGUGACUUCAGAACCAUAACUGCUGCACUCAAUCAAUAAAUAAAAAUAAAAUAAAUAAAUAUAUAUUUUAGGCGAGUAUUGAGAGGUUUUAGUGAGGCCCCACUACUCUGAAAGGGAUAUUUCACGCUUGCUCAGUUAGAGAUUGAGUUGAGUGCAUAACACCAUCUGUUCUGCUUUACGACCAUCAGGAGCAGUCUGCAACCCUCUCCUUUUAUGAACAUAUGGGAGUUUUUUACCCCUCACAAUCCAUCCAGUUUGGUAGCAUUAAACUAAUGGAUUUUAGCAGCAGGAGUACAGCAGAUGGUGUGAAAUAAUGACUCAAGUCAAUUUUAGAUAAUUUCAUACUGGAAGACCUUUGAUCUUGGAGUGAAGUAUCCCUUUAAACGUCCUUUUUCUCAUUCUCAUUCCUUCCUUGUCAGCCGCUGAUCUGAAAAUGAUCACAUGGGGAAAUUCUGCGCAAUCAACCACUAGCAUUUUCAUGUGCUCUCAGACCAGAGGCUGCCGCCUGUGAAGAAGCAACAGUCAACAGCCUGGCAGCUGCCACGUUAAUAUCUCUAGCCAUCAGCCGUAGAGAGUCGUGGCUCGCAGGUUGUGGAGUGGAGAAAUGGAUGUUAGAGUACUGGGCCGUAACUCCUGUUGCAUACUGCGUAGUAAUGUAGUGAAUUGUAGCCGUGUAGAUCUGUGUUCUCUUGAUCUUUCACCCCUAAUGACCUCUUACCUUUAUCGCCUAGUUCAUGUGUGUUUGACAUGUUUCUGAUAUUAUAUUAUAUGUAUAAAUAUACAUAAAUAUAUAUAUAUAUAUAUAUAAAUAGGUAUAUAAAUUGAGAUUGAUAUUACCAAGAUAGAUAGAAAGAUAGAUGAACAAGAGAAAGCAGAUAGUAAAACAAAAGCUUCAUACUGUGGCCAUAUUGAGGAAGUGGAUGGUUCAAAAUGAAUUAAUUAAUUCUUUAAAUUCACAUCUGCAGCUUCACACACAUCAAGUGGUUGUCAUACAUGCAAAAAAAUGUGUUUGUUUUAAUGUUUUAUGAAAUUCAGUAUUGCCAUUGUCUUGACAUCAUAUUCAUAAAGAUAUUAGAUUUAGCCUCAUACCUUCAACACUGUAUGCAUUGUGAUGUGCCAUAAAUGCUUUGAAUGAAUAUUUAUCUGUCCCACACAGUUCUCGGAUAACAUCAGACAACAGCAAUCUGUAGCUAAUCUCUCUACUCAUCCAAAACAUGUGAGGAAUAACAGCCUUACAGAACUAUGCUCAGCUCUUGUUCGACACUAUCUGACCUUAAGUUGAACGCAGUGGGAAAAUCCCAGAUGUUUGUAUAAUUCCUAAAUGCUACUGUAAGGUCUGUAGGCUUGGUGGCUGGUCUUCACCUUGUACCUCAGCGUUUGUAUUUCUCUUAACCCUUCCUGCCAUGUUUGCUUAUCAUGAACAUCGGUAUUAAUGAUAGUGGUUGUGGUGGAAGUGAUACAUUGAUAUGAAAUUGCUUUGUGUCAUAUAUUUAUUUGUUAUUCUCUAGAUUCUGUGUUGAUGACUAUGCAUAUGCUUAAAUAUACAACUAAAAGCCUU
Messenger RNA from Scatophagus argus, 7505 nucleotides. RefSeq names its product RUN and SH3 domain containing 1 (gene rusc1). Gene Ontology annotation, molecular function: protein binding. The transcript is spliced from 13 exons. Lineage: Eukaryota; Metazoa; Chordata; Actinopteri; Scatophagidae. Gene Ontology annotation, cellular component: cytoplasmic vesicle. The record is from RefSeq and is a predicted model, not a curated record. Bases 244 to 5952 code for a protein of 1902 amino acids.